AGGCCUAGUUACAUAAAAUAGGGGAUAACUUUAUCGAUUCGGGGAGUAACAACUACAUCUUAGAUCGUGGUAAUAAUUUUGGGUCUUCUCUAGUUAAUUCUAGUCGGUCAGUUUUGUUCCCAGUAACACAUUUACCACCUGAAGAAAUACUAGUUCACAAGAGGAGAUGAGACUACAGACAUAACUGCAAUAAUGCCAACAAUACCUGUUAGAUAUUUUGCAUCAAAGAAAAACGCAAAAUUAAUCCCUGUUUAUCAAACCGGAUAUUGAUUUAGAUUGAAUCAAUCAUUGAAAUUUUUACCUUAAAGGCAUUUUCGCCAUGUGAGUUGUAGGAACCCAUUCAUACGACCGCCUUUUUACCUUUUCAAGCAUCCGUUGUGAAAACAUAAAUUGGUCGUAGAGUCUGUCAGUGUCAUCCGUUUUUCUAUCCAUCAUCAUGAUGGCAAUUGACAUCUUCACUAUUCUGAAUACGGUGGCCAGCCUGUUCAAUGAAGAGCCGGCGAACACUGGUGCUAACAGCUGCUCCAUAUGUGACAGGAAGUCAGAGUGGAAUGUUUGUGACUGUACCUACACUCCAAAUCAACUCAUCUCAAGAAUAGACUGUUCGGGAAAAAGUCUGUCAUCCAUUCCCAACUGGCCUCAGAAAGGAUGCUCCACGGAAGAGCUGCGUUUAAUCGAUUUCUCAGAGAAUCAAAUCAAGAAAGUUGAAAGUGAAUCGUUUAAUCAUUUCAGAUGUCCAAAAAUGAAGAAAAAUCUCAUCACCGUAGACUUUACAAACAACCAGAUUGAAACAUUGGAAAAUGUAAACUUCAUGGCUUGUGUGGGUGACUUUAUUCUUCGAGGCAAUAAAAUAUCCUCAAAAUCAAUAGAAAAUCUACAGUUUAACGAAAUGACACGGCUGGUGAGUUUACAAAUGGGAAAUAACGAACUUCUCCGAAUUCCGAGCAAAACUUGUGAUGCUGAAAACCUGAACGAAAUUCACAUAGAGGGAAACAAAAUCAGGAGUUUCCGUGAGCUGGGGAACUUGAAACGUUGUGUGACCUUGAAACGAGUCGUCACUUCGCUUAAGGAAGUUCCGUGCUCGUGUGACACAAUCGGUCGAGUGAAUAACAAAAGUUUGCCCUUAAAAUUAUCAUCACACUUAGCAUCGCAUUCCGUAUCAAGAAAAUGGUCAUCUAACAGUCAGGACGUUAAAUGCAGCCGAGAGAGUAAGUUGCCGAACUCAGUUGGAAUUGUUGUGCAAAAAAUUUCCAGCCGUCUAAUUUCGGAUCAAUGCAAGUUUUCAUCGAGUCUGAGAAACUUCGCAGUUUUUAUGCUUCAACCAUGCUGCUUCAUUAUGAGAACUAUCUUUUUAUAUUAAAACAUUCUCUUAACUGUUUCCGUAUUUUAGAUAUACAUAAUUUUAAAAUAAAAUGAUUUUUAUUUCAAUAUUGAUUCAGA
Messenger RNA from Symsagittifera roscoffensis, 1440 nucleotides. RefSeq lists its product as uncharacterized. The transcript has 4 exons. The record is from RefSeq and is a predicted model, not a curated record. The coding region runs from base 437 to 1360 and encodes 307 amino acids. Lineage: Eukaryota; Metazoa; Xenacoelomorpha; Acoela; Convolutidae.